UCACUGCAGAGAGAGAGAGAGAGAGAGAGAGAGAGAAAGAGAGAAGCGAAGGAAGAGCUCAGAAAUGGAGUUCAACCUGAGCGGCAACGCCUUGAAGACCUUCGCUCGCUCCAUCACCUGCCUCUCCCGCAUCGGCAACGACCUCGCUAUCCAAGCUUCUCCUUCCCAGCUUUCCUUUCACGCACUCAAUUCGUCAAGAUCUGCCUAUCAAAUGAUUACCUUCAAGCCAGACCUCUUUGAUGUGUUUACAGUAUCUGGCGCACAGGUUCAAUGCAGCGUGCUUCUAAAGGCUGUCUGUUAUGUCCUUAGAACACCUAUUACAAACAUUGAUUACUUGAGCGUGCAAUUACCAGACAUCAAUGCAUCAAAAGUUCAAUGGGCUCUGCAGUGCUUCAAUGGCAUUAAGAAAACAUACUGGAUUACUUGCAAUGUUGACCCCGACAUACAACAAUUAUCUCUGGAUAGGAGAAGAUACCCAAGCAAUUUUGUAGUGAGGCCUCGUGAUCUGAACAGAUUGCUUGCAAAUUUUCAGUCAUCCCUUCAGGAAAUUACUAUCAUUGCAACGGAACGCAACUCCGAUCCUUCUGAUGCUACAAGUGAACCCUAG
Messenger RNA from Syzygium oleosum, 607 nucleotides. RefSeq lists its product as uncharacterized. Gene Ontology annotation, cellular component: checkpoint clamp complex. The transcript is spliced from 4 exons. NCBI's taxonomy places the organism in Eukaryota, Viridiplantae, Streptophyta, Magnoliopsida, Myrtales, Myrtaceae. Bases 65 to 607 code for a protein of 180 amino acids. The record is from RefSeq and is a predicted model, not a curated record. Gene Ontology annotation, biological process: DNA replication checkpoint signaling; DNA repair; mitotic intra-S DNA damage checkpoint signaling.